Molecule: messenger RNA, 1611 nt
Organism: Stylonychia lemnae
Lineage: Eukaryota; Ciliophora; Spirotrichea; Sporadotrichida; Oxytrichidae
Source: the annotation of a GenBank genome assembly
AUGGAAGAAAGUUUAACUAUUAAUCAACCACAACGACUUGAUAGUUUCCCCAAUGCUCAACCAUAGGCAUCAUUCAGACAAAUCACUCAUAGAACCAACUAGUCAUAAUCUAUCAGCAGAAAAAAUUAGAUUAAAAGUGUCUACCAAAAUAAAAGUAAAAAGGGCAGAAAUCUUACUAACAACUUUACAAUUAAUGCUAACUUUUUGCCUUAAAGUAUAAAAUACGGGAAGAGAGCUUUCAAAAGUAAUACCUAGGGCUAAAAUUCAAAUACCACUCUCAACUCUCCUGGAAAUGCCUUAAGGGCUGCUGAAACCUCAGGAGUGCUGUCAACUGUUGACCAGUCUGACUACAUAAACUAAACUCACUCAGGCAACUUGGUGUUCAGAUAUCAAUCUUAGUAAGAUCAUUUGGCUUAAGAUAAUAACAGAGGACUUUUGAAAACAGCAUCAGGAUUAAAGAGAUAGAAAAUUAAAACUAUAGAUAGAAAUUCAAGCACACGUAUAGAGAACACAAACUCUCAAAAUGACAAAACGCUGGCCAGCACAGGUGGUUUUACGAUAAUUUAGGACCAAUAGAUGGAAAGCAAGUUGAGAGGAUCAGACAGACAACUAGAGAUUAGAAAGGGAUCGAUUUAAUCGAAGCAAACAAAGAAGAAUAGAUUGUUUAAAAUAAGAAACAACCUGAGUAUGGUAGAAAACAAAGAACGAACUAAUUAAUGCAAAACUAUCGAUGAAAUGCCAAACAGUUAAAGAUACUCAGCUCUUCGUUUGAUGUCAAUGGAGCCAUAUACAGGCCCUGGUGAUUAUAACAUACCUUAAGUAAUAGGAAGCGAUCAAAUUUGCAUCUCUCAUAUAAAAACUCCUCCCGGGUAUUCAUUUAGUAAGUAGCCGAGAAUCAGCCUUUAGACUGAGAAAAACCCGACAAUUCUAUUAAAUAAAUAGCUAAGCGAUCAAAUGCCAGUAUAAAUGAUGAUGAAUUAAUCUUUUACGAAUGCUAAUUUGAGAAAGCUGUCGCCUGGAGUCGGUGAUUACUAUAUUGAAAAAUUCGAUGAAAAGUCUAAGUAACCUCGAUGUGUAAUUGGAAAAGCUCAUAGAUUUGAGUAUGAUACUUAGAGGUUCUAAGAAGAAUAAAGAAUACCUGGAGCUUAUCAAUCUAAUUUAGAGAACAUUCUAAGCAAUAAAGGUGGAGUAAUUGGGAAUUAAUAAAGGUUUAGGUAGAAUAAAAAAAUAAUUCCUGGUCCUGGAGAUUAUGAUAUUGCUAGAUUUCAUUCCUUGAGCAAAGCGGAUGUUUCUAUUCUAGCCAUUUCCGAGGAAAGAAAUCCAGAUGGCUCAACAGUAUUCUCACCUAAAUUUAACAGAUCAACUUUAUCUCCAUUUUGCAUGUCAUAAAAUACACUCAACAAAACUUCUAGAAGGCAUUAAGAGCUGCUUUAUCAUAAAGAAUACGAAAAAGCUUAUCUUAACCAAGUUGGUCCUGGCCCUGGCUAUUAUGAAUAUGAAAAGCUCCAAACUAGCAUGGAGCCGGAGAAGCAUAAGUACUCCAUUCCUAAGGUAUUGCUUUUUCUUUCUUUAUAUUCUUGUAUAGACAAGCAGACGAAUUCAGCUGCAUGA